Xenia sp. Carnegie-2017 is the source of this 840-nucleotide messenger RNA. RefSeq names its product exosome complex component RRP40-like. Gene Ontology annotation, molecular function: RNA binding. Gene Ontology annotation, biological process: poly(A)-dependent snoRNA 3'-end processing; exonucleolytic trimming to generate mature 3'-end of 5.8S rRNA from tricistronic rRNA transcript (SSU-rRNA, 5.8S rRNA, LSU-rRNA); nuclear polyadenylation-dependent rRNA catabolic process. The transcript is spliced from 4 exons. Gene Ontology annotation, cellular component: nuclear exosome (RNase complex); cytoplasmic exosome (RNase complex). The coding region runs from base 22 to 747 and encodes 241 amino acids. The record is from RefSeq and is a predicted model, not a curated record. Lineage: Eukaryota; Metazoa; Cnidaria; Anthozoa; Malacalcyonacea; Xeniidae.
AAGUAUCCAUGAAAUUCCAAUAUGGCCAAUUAUUCGUACGACUUCUGUUUUGUAAAUCAAGUUGUAUUACCUGGCGAUGUAGUUGGCAAAAAAAAUGAAAACUCGAAUAACAUUGGGAUUAUAAAGAUUGGCCCAGGACUGAGAGUUGAUCAAGACCACAUUAUUGCCUAUAAAUGUGGUGUACUAAGAGAAAAAGAUCAAGCUAUGUAUUGGAUUGAUUCUGAUCAGAAAAGGUAUGUGCCAGUAAAAGAUGAGAAAGUAGUUGGCAUUAUAACUAAUAAAGGUGGAGAGAGUUAUCAAGUAGAUAUUGGUAGUAGUAUGCCUGCAUCUUUGCCAUUUCUUGCAUUUGAAGGUGCAACUAAGAAAAAUAAACCUCAACUAAAGAUUGGAGAUGUUGUGUAUUGUCGUUUAUCAAUAGCUAACAAAGACAUGGAAGCUGAAUUGGUUUGUACAGACCUAAAUGGUAAAGCAAAUGGAAUGGGACCUUUGAAAGAUGGAUUUCUUUUUACACAUUCUUUGGGUUUAGCAAGAAAAAUGCUCAGUCCUGAGGGUCCCAUAUUGAAGGUACUUCAAAAAGUUAUUCCGUUUGAGUUUGCAGUCGGCAUCAACGGCAAGACUUGGUUGAAAUGUCAUUCGUUAGACCAUACAAUCUUUAUUGUCAAUGUGAUUGAGCAAUCAGAAUUUAUGACACUAUCGCAGAUUCACCAAAAUGUCGAAAGACUUGCCCAAGAAAUAAUGAAUGAAUAAAGGAUGUAAAAAGUUAAAACUAUUUUAGGGUGAUCGUACAUGUUAAUUAACUCAAGUGCGGUUGAUUUAAUAAACUCCUCUCUCUUGUUUUGA